Pomacea canaliculata is the source of this 3507-nucleotide messenger RNA. RefSeq names its product cytochrome P450 2F3-like. Gene Ontology annotation, cellular component: intracellular membrane-bounded organelle; cytoplasm. Gene Ontology annotation, biological process: xenobiotic metabolic process. Bases 239 to 1774 code for a protein of 511 amino acids. Gene Ontology annotation, molecular function: iron ion binding; oxidoreductase activity, acting on paired donors, with incorporation or reduction of molecular oxygen, reduced flavin or flavoprotein as one donor, and incorporation of one atom of oxygen; heme binding. The record is from RefSeq and is a predicted model, not a curated record. Lineage: Eukaryota; Metazoa; Mollusca; Gastropoda; Architaenioglossa; Ampullariidae. The transcript is spliced from 4 exons.
AUGUGACGGUGGCCACGCCCACCUUCGACGAGUAUCAGCAAAAUGUGUGGUUGUUUGUUUGUUAGUGUGUGUGUUGCCAGCAUAUGAUUGUCAGUACAAAGUGACGUUUAGUCGUCUAACAGGGGCGUGGCCUGUUUUGGCUCUCAUAUAACAGGUGUCACUCUUGGUAUCCUCUUUAAUGCUGUGUCAGGCUCGAGCUCCAGCUGCCGUCGUUGUAAAAGACAGCUAACAGAGCACCAUGACAUCUCUACUGGAAAUCCUCGACAUCAACACAGGCCUUGCUUUAGGCGUUGCCGUGUUGUCGUUGUUGUGGUGGUUUUCCGUCAGACGACCUGCAGGUGCACCUCCAGGACCUUGGCUGGCUGUACCACUGUUGGGUCACCUGCUGCUGAUGAUGAAGAAAGAUCCUCGGCAGCAGUUCGCAGUAUGGCGACGACAGUACGGUGACGUGUUCAGUCUGUACCUGGGCAGCCAGCUGGUGGUGGUGCUCAACGGCUACAAAGUCAUCAAGCACGCAUUAGUAAAAAACGCCGACGCCUUCUCCAACAGGGCCUAUAGUUAUGUGCGGGAAAUAAUAACCGACAGCAAAGGCGUUGUUGACACCUCUGGUGCGGUGUGGAAAGACCAAAGAAAGGUUGCUAUAGAGAUCCUACGAGAGCUAGGGAUGGGCAAAAACGUCCUGGCGGUAAAGGUCCAAGAAGAAAUCAAAGAGUACAUCAGGGUCAUAUCCGAGAGUCAGGGUCAGCCACUGGAUUUGAGCCACUUCACCAAAGCUAGCAUGUCCAACAACAUCUGCUCCAUUCUCUUUGGCAAACGCUUCGAGUAUGACGACGAUGUCUUUAGAAAUUAUCUUCAUCUGGUGAAUGUCGUUGUUAACGACUGGGGAGCGGGUGCUGCACUCACUGUCAUGCCUUUCCUACGACACCUGCCUGGAGAUUGCCUUAACUUGAAACGAGUUGUGGACAACAUGCAGGUUGUGCUGUACAAGCUUAUUAAACCUUUUGUAGACGAGCACUACCGCAGGUCUGACGAGGGCACAGUCGACGACUUUAUUGGCGCCUACAUCAGAGAAAUACAUCAUCAUCGUAACAGUCAGUCAGGAUCACCUCACAUCAACAAUGUUAAUAUCCUUAAGACAACCUUCGACGUAUUUAUAGGCGGCUCGGAAUCGGGCCCUACAACUAUCCUGUGGACUCUGGUUUACUUCCUUCACCACCCUGACGUGCAGGACAAGUGCUACGAGGAGAUCCACAGAGUUGUCGGCACAGAGCGAGCGCCCACCAUACAGGAUAGACCGCAGUUAGUUUACAUGGAGGCUGUCAUCAUGGAGGUUCUUCGCUGCGCCACCCCUUCGCCACUAAGUGUGCCACAUUCCACCCCAUGUGACGUGGAGUUUGGCGGAUACACGAUCCCUAAGGGCACUUUAGUCAUUCCCAACCUGCAUUCUGUGAUGAGCGAUCCGGAGACCUGGGGUGACCCCGACAGAUUCCGACCUGAACGUUUCAUUGGAGAGGACGGCAAACUGUGGAGACCAGAAGAGUUCAUUCCCUUCUCUACAGGUCGGCGCAGUUGUAUUGGUGAGGCGCUUGCCAGAAUGGAAUUAUUUCUAUAUCUGUCAACAAUGGUACAACACUUCCAAUUCCUGCCUCCCGAAACUGGAGAGCUUCCAUCAUUGCAAGGUGUGCUGGCACUAACCUAUCGUCCUGCACCUUUCAAGGUUCGUGCUGUGUCUAGGAUGUGUUCCGGAAAAGAAACAUUUGAAGAAAAGCAGUGAUGGAGCCGCCUUGACCGUCUCAGAGGGCACCAAAACACAUAUCUCAGCUUCCUAUUUAUUUACACUCAAAGUUUUUACAUGGCUGCAACACAUCUAUUAACGAGGGACACAGUCUCACCUGUUUUUCUAUGACUUUCAUGUUACACGUAGAGAAAAUGGACUGCCGACCUAGAAAGCCCGACCUAAUGUGUUUUGGCUUUAGUCAAUGGCAAAAAAUUGUAGGGCCCAACACGCUCCGUGUCUAGGGCACACUUAAAAUAUUUUUAAACAAUUAGUGGGACCACUUUUGGUUCGAUUUUAUUCUACUAAUUACUAAUUUGCCAAAAUACGAGUAGCUUGUACUUCAUAUUAAGCAGAUGCGUGCUCAUUUUUUGUCACUUUAAUUCUUUAACUCUUCCUUAUAUAAAUCACGUUUAGUUAGACGUUUAAUAAUACCAAUAUUCUUUUAAUACUACUCUAUAUUUGAUUGACUCGGAUAUCAAUGCAGCUAUUUACCAGUUUAAAGAAGGUCUCUUAAAGGUGGCCAACUGAUAAAAAUGUAAUUAUACAUGAUUCAGAAUGAAUGUACAUUUACCAACAACAAAAAUCAGUAACCAAAAUUUGUGGUCAAAAGAAAGAAAAGCUUGUAUAAAACUGACAAACGACAAGUAGAAAAAUGAAAGUAAAGAAUUGUUCAAGAAUUUCAACAAUGAUUGAAAAUUGUUUUGAAGACAAUCAAAAUGUUUCUUACAAAUAAAGUAGUAGGAAAUAACAUUUAUGAAAAUGAUUUGGUGAGGUAUUUUGUGAAUAGUUAGUGACAUUGAAAGUCUAGAAGAUUUAUAGCUCUAUUUGGUAUAACUCAGUAAGGACAUGAUCAUUAACUAGGAUUUAAACAUCCUCUAGCACCACAACUCUAGCUGUAGUCGCAGUUGAGGAUAUUCUAAAUCCUAGUUUCCAACUGGAUUAUCUGUGUUAGGAAGUAUUAGAUAAUUACAUGUGCGUUGACAUUGUGCAAGAUGGAAGCGUAUCGACUUCUAACUGCUCUUAAUGAACGGAAGAUUGUCUACACCGGAUUAUCUGUUUGAAGAAAGGUUACAGAUCGUAGUGAGAACUUUUUUUACGUAAUUUUUUUUUUGUUUUGUUUUGUUUAGUAAGAGAAGGCGGUCUGCUUAACAAGUCAUUUUUAGUAUUGGUGUGAAAGAACGCGUAUUUUUGUGGCCCCGCGGGUGUGUUUGGAAGAAAAAGCAGAGUCCCACUUCACGGUGUCGUGACAUUUAGUAAAAUAUGGAUGCUACAGAUAUCUUGAACUACGAUAAACCAGGUGGACCAAAGAGAUUCAUUCUUUGAAAAUUUAGAAGCUUUAUUUAUGUCCUUUAAAAAAAAGUGCAAAAUUAGUUCUUUAAAUUCAUGAAGGGAACCUUUAAUUUAACUACUCAGCAAAUAAAUGGAUGUAGAUAAACCUGACAAUAAAGAAAUUUCACUGAGAAAUAUCUUCAGUAAGAUAUAUGGUCACAUCAUAAAUAAAAAAAACAAUGGCCCAAAUGUUUGUGAAAGUUAUUCUUAGGUAUAAAGAUGUAGAACAGUUUUUUUAGGUGACUGUGUAGAAUUGUAUCCUAUAUUUAAGAUAACAUACAACUUGUAUUAGUACAUCUGUGAAUAGUAUAUAAAGCCAUGUUUGUAUAAUGGAUCGAUGACAAAACCAAUUAAACCGCUUGUUCUUCUUUUCUUGGAAAUAAACUUGACUGUCGCUGAGA